ACUUCUCGCUGUGGCCAUCACCGCUUCAUCACCUCGCGACAGCCAUGGCCGCCGCCUCCCUGCUCCGCUCGCUCACCCGACACGCGCGCGGCGCUUCCGCUUACCACCACCACCACCAAACUUGGGCGCCCUUCUCCACCGCGGCGGCGGCGGGUGCGCGGGAUGAGGCGAGGAAGGGGUUCCCUGGGCUGGGGCCGACGGUGAAGGGGGAGAAGGCGAGGGUGGUGGUGCUGGGGACCGGCUGGGCGGGGUCGCGCCUCCUCAAGGACCUCGACACGAGCGGCUACGACGUCGUCUGCGUCGCCCCGCGCAACCACAUGGUGUUCACGCCGCUGCUCGCCUCCACCUGCGUCGGCACGCUCGAGUUCCGCUCCGUCGCCGAGCCCGUCGCGCGCAUCCAGCCCGCCGUGUCCAAGUCGCCGGGCUCCUUCUUCCUCCUCGCCCGCUGCACCGGCGUCAACCCCGACGCCCACACGAUUGAUUGCGAGACAGUUACAGAUGGUGAGAAAGAUACAUUGGGGCCAACGAAAUUCAAGGUUGCUUAUGACAAGCUGGUUUUUGCAUGCGGAGCUGAGGCAUUAACUUUUGGGAUACGUGGUGUUACCGAACAUGCAAUCUUUCUACGGGAAGUUCACCAUGCUCAAGAGAUCCGCAGAAGGCUCCUUCUCAAUCUGAUGUUGUCUGACGUACCUGGACUUUCAGAGGAAGAAAAGCGCAGAAUAUUGCACUGUGUUGUUGUUGGAGGUGGUCCAACUGGGGUGGAAUUUAGUGGUGAACUUAGUGAUUUCAUCAUGCGAGAUGUUAAACAACGUUAUUCACAUGUGAAGGAUUAUAUCCAUGUGACCCUAAUUGAGGCAAAUGAGAUAUUGUCAUCCUUUGAUGUUCGCCUCAGGCAAUAUGCUACAAACCAAUUAAUUAAGUCGGGUGUUAGGCUUGUGCAAGGAAUUGUUAAGGAUGUACAACCUAACAAACUAAUCCUUGACAACGGAGAGGAGGUUCCUUAUGGUUUGCUAGUAUGGUCUACCGGGGUUGGUCCAUCACCAUUUGUCAAGUCAUUGCCAUUUCCAAAGUCACCUUGUGGAAGGAUUGGUGUUGAUGAGUGGUUACGAGUUCCUUCUGUUCGUGAUGUGUAUGCUAUUGGUGACUGCAGUGGAUUUCUCGAAAGCACUGGCAAGGAUGUUCUCCCAGCUCUUGCCCAGGUUGCAGAACGGCAAGGAAAAUACCUCGCCAGUUUGCUCAACCGUGCCAUGAAAGCUGGUGGAGGGCAUGCAAACUCUCAGGCCGAAGCUGAUCCAGGGCCGCCCUUUGUGUACAAGCAUCUAGGCAGCAUGGCAACUGUUGGAAGAUACAAAGCUCUCGUCGAUCUGAGGCAAAGCAAGGAAUCGAAGGGGUUAUCCCUUGCAGGAUUUGUGAGUUUUUUGAUCUGGCGCUCGGCGUACUUAACUCGUGUUGUUAGCUGGAGGAAUAGGUUCUAUGUGGCUAUCAAUUGGCUGACCACGCUGUUGUUUGGCCGGGACAUAAGCCGUAUCUAGAGUUCCUGUACUUUGAUGUCUGUCCACUGUAAGUUCGAUACAGUGUUAUAUAGCCCCCGGUCACUUGUUUUUCUCUCUUCAUUUAUCCACUUUUGUAUUUAUCCCUGUUGGUUGUCUACUUGUAAGUUCGGAAAGCAUAAUUCAAAGGUAAAUCGUGAAUAAAUAUGACGAAAUCACAGUUACUCA
Molecule: messenger RNA, 1718 nt
Organism: Panicum virgatum (switchgrass)
Lineage: Eukaryota; Viridiplantae; Streptophyta; Magnoliopsida; Poales; Poaceae
Product: internal alternative NAD(P)H-ubiquinone oxidoreductase A2, mitochondrial-like
Exons: 8
Coding region: 45-1532 (495 amino acids)
Molecular function (GO): NADH dehydrogenase activity
Source: RefSeq, a predicted model, not a curated record